UAAAAAUAAUAUGAAUGCUGAAAGCCCGCGACAAGAACCAAUGAGCUCAUCGUUCGUUCUUAUUAAUCUUACAGUACUCGUACUACGGUAAGUACGGUACCGUACCGUACUUUACGUGCGGUACGAUACCAUCACCAUCAUUGCUUUGUGCAUAUCCCAUUUUUUCUACUUCCGCUAUCGCUCGGCAUUCUUUUGUCUCUGGAAAGCAACAAGCCACGCCCAGAUAUCUCUUGCCUCACAGACCGACAAUGAGCCGAACGGCGGAGUCGGCAUCGAAGCCUCCCCCGGUGACGAUUCCCCUUUUCACCCGCAUGCGCGAUUCGGACGGUUUUGUGGGAACGGUGGUGUACGUUGGAAGCGUUGCGAGCUCGAAGAAUCCGGAGGAGCAGUACGCCGGGAUUGUCUGGGACGAUACCUCCCGGGGCAAACACGAUGGGAGCGUUGUGUGCCGGCGGACGAACAAGAUUGUCCGGCACUUUUCCUGCGGUCCCACGCAGGGUUCCUUUCUGCGGCCGAAAAAGAUCGAUUUCGGAAUCGCCCUCACGGCGAAACUCUUGAGAGAAAAGUACGUCGAGAUGAACGCCCCGGUCAUUGCCCCCAACAACAUUCUUCCCCACUCGGCGACGACGUCGAGCGGGAGGGAAAAAACGAUCGAGUUCCUGGGCGAACUCCAGAUACGAAAGCACCAGCAACUACAGAACAUCGACAAGAUCUCUCUCCGGCGGGAAGGAAUAGCGAGGGCGUGCAACGAAAACAGCGACAGCGACGGGGGGGGCAUGUCAGACUUUCGGCACAUCCGGGACAUCGAUCUGGCGGGGAACCUGCUCUCGAACUGGGACGAAACCGUCAAGAUCAUGCGGCAGUUCCCCCUGCUCGAGACUUUUUCGCUGGCCCACAACUCGAUCCGCGACAUGGACACAACCCGUUUCCGAUUCGACAAGAUCAAAACACUCAACCUCAACAACUGCUGCAUACAAAGCUUCCGAACGAUACAGAUAGUCUCCGAGACCAUGCCCAACCUAGAAUCACUCUGCAUCGCCAAUUCCGACCUCUCCGACAUCAAAGACCACGGCGUCGGACCCGACGCCUUUCGGCACCUGCGGCAGCUGGACUGCUCCGGGUGUGGCUUUCACCAAUGGGAACACCACGUCGGCGCCUUUGCGGCCCUGCCCCGGCUGGAAUCCCUGAGCAUAGACGAGAAUCCUCUCCCGUCCAUACCCCCGGGCGCGGGCGCGGGCCCGCUCUUCCCCAGCCUCGUUUCCCUGCAGCUCUCCGGAACGGCCGUGUCCACCUGGGGGGACCUGGAGGCCGUCAACUCGUUCGGGUCCCUCGGGGCGCUCCGCUUCGGGAACCUGCCCCUGACGGCGUCCCUCGGAGAGGCCGAGGUUCGGUCCGCGGCCAUUGCCCGCUUUCCCGGCCUCGAGUUCCUGAAUGCCUCGAGGAUCUCCCACGAGGAACGGCUGGAAGCCGAGCGCCGGUACGUGACGCUCGUGUCGUACUCGCUCCAGAAACUGAACCGGUCGGAGGUCCCGGGGAGCACCGGCACCAGCGGCACCGGCGACCGUGGCGGUGGGGAGGACUCCCCCGAGCGAACGGCCAUCCUGGACGAUCACCCGAGGUACCCCGAGCUGAUGGAGAAGCACAACAAACUGGCGGCCUUGCUCACGAAGGGCACAAGCGGCGGCGGGAGCCUUGCGGCCUCGGUCUACAACCUGACGAUCCGGUCCAUGGCGGCGGCCUCCUGCACGAUGGACCCCGUCGUCCGCCGGCUGCCCGGGAGCAUGACCGUGGAGCGCACCAGGGCCCUGUGCUCGCGGGCCUUUGGCGUGGACUACGACCUGGUCCGCCUGCGGUUCCGCACCGGCGGCGACGACAACGGCUGCCUGCCGGUGGAGAUGGACGAGGACCACCGGACGCUGGACUACUACGGCCUCUGCGACGGCGCGGAGGUCCUGGUGGACGAGGCCGACCCCCGCGCGGUGGCGCUGGAGUCGGAGCGGACCGAGCGGGACCUGGAGCGGCGCAUGGCGGACCACGGCCGGACCAUAGCGGCGAUGCAAAAGGCGAAAACGGGGAGGUGAGGGGGCCGCGGCGGACGCCGACGCGCCCAGCAUUCCCGCGCCGAACCCCCGCGCUCGAAGGAAUGCCACCGCCGGGCCGCAAGGAUUGUUUUUUGCCGGGGGACGGGAGUCGAUGGCAGCCGUGUUGCCUCCUGUGGUGGGUUCCCAGCAACCCUUCUGCGUGCUCCGAAAGCAACAAAACAGUUGGUGCCACCGAACGCCGACCGAUGCGUUGUGGCAAGAACACGAGUGAAACGCAGGCCGUUGGUACCAAUAUGAUGGAACGGUGGUGGUGUGGCACGUUCUGCGACAAAAUCUCGAGUGGAAUCUGCCUCUCGUCCGAACGAAACCACAAGUAGUACCAGUUCGAAUUACUCGGUUUGGAUACGUUGCACCGGUGCUUUGGCAUAGACUAGUAGUAGUAAUGCAGAAUGGAUUCCCUCUGGCUGUAGGAAUACUUGUUGUACUAGUCGUACUGCUACAACGUGAUUUUGUUGGUGUGUGAUUGCAUGCCUGUGCCUCCUCUGUAAAGAUGAAAUCGACGCGAUCCUCAAUUUCAUUUUCUGUGCAGUGCAAAGAGCAAGGAGGAACAAUUAUGAUGAUAAUGGGGUGAACAUACAUUCCUGUAGCAACAUCUUCCUGUUUCAACCUCGAUUUCUUCUUUUGACAUCCACCAACCACCUUGGUGAUAACACGGACAGCAUGGACUUGUUUCAUGAUAGUUUCAUGAUAGAUAUUGUGGCAUUGGGUAACUGGUACAGUAGUAAGAUGUGCCGACAGACCCAAAAAAAGUAGCAUACCGUACGGUACGUAACAACGGUACGUACCGUAUGCUAACGUACUCGUACCUCGUACUCUACUGUACCUCGUACGGUACGAACUCGUAGUUGGAUAAUCUGAAAAUCUUCCUCACAACGAAAAGGCACAAAAGAUUCUGUUGUCGACAGUGUUCCGCUGGAGAUCCACCACCGUCGCCGCCGUCGUCCGUGCGAGACUCUCGAUUGCCAACACGGAAGCGCCCCCCACCGGAGCGAGUGCCUUUCUUUCUCGUCUCGCUUCGUUCGGAUCGUUUCUCGGAGCAGGGGCCGCCGCGACACGAACCGCCAACAAUGUCCUCGCCGAAAACGGGCGCCUCGCCGGAGGGGAGCGGGGGAAGCAACGCUUCGGGGGCUUCGGCGCCAAACGCGAACCGCGACAACGCCACGAACGGAACAGAAACAACAACAGCGGAACGAAAAACAGGAACAGAAACAGAACGGGGCCCCGCCGGGGCGUCGGCUCUGUCGAGUGGAGAGGGAAGCGAGCCGAACACGAACGCACCACCGCCUCCUGCGUCCUCGUCCUCGUCGCCGACCGGAUCCAAGUCCCCCGCAAAGGAGGCUCCGCCCGCUGCUGCUGCUGCUAUCGCCGCUGUCGAAACGACGAAGGGCGCUGCUCCGAAAAGCACCAGGGGUUCGGUGUCAACAGGGGUUGCAAACGAAAACGCCAGUGAUGCAGCAACAGCAACCACAGCAGCAGCAGCAACAACAACAACAACAACCACCACAACAACAACAACAACAACAGCCACAACCACAACAGCAGCUGCCACUGCAACCGCAACGAAAUCCAUCGGCGUGCCUCCGGGAAGGGGAAACUCCAGCGGCACGGGGACCGCCAAGGAAGCACCCGCGUCCGUGGCAGCGGUUCCGCUCCAGGGCGGGAAACCGCCCGCUCCGGCGAUGGCUCCAAAGCCGGCCCCCCCUCCGCGUUCCGGCGGGGACCGGGCGGUCGUGCUUGGCGGCGAUCCCAGAACCGCCACGGGCGGGACCAGGGUGCGGGCCGGGAACACCGAGGCCUCUGCCGCGGCCCAGGGCCCCGCGACGAAAGCAGCGGCGGGGAUUCCUCCUGCAAAGGGGAUUGCAAGGGGGGGAGCAGCAGCGGCGGAAAGCCCGGCAUCGAUGCAGGCCCAGCCGCACCCGCAACCAAAAUCCCAAAGCCAACAACAGCAACAGCAACAACAACAGCAACAACAGCAACAGCAACAGCAACAGCAGCAGCAGCAACAACAACAGCAACAGCAACAACAACAGCAACAACAGCAACAGCAACAGCAACAGCAGCAGCAGCAACAACAACAGCAGCAGCAGCGGUACAUCGUGUCGAAUCGACAAAACCAAGAAGAAGCUGUUUUCAAAAUGGUACAAAACAUUUUCAAGUUGCUAGAAACACGUGAGUCUUUGCCGCAUCGGGUUUGCACUCGGGGAGCAGCUUUGCGCACUAUAUUAUGGCGUGUACCGAGAGGGUAGGGACGGGCCUUCUAGUGAUCUUUCCGCCUUUUUUUCUCAUCCUUGCUUUCUUUUGUUGUUCCACACGCAAACACCCCAAAACCAGGUGGGCCACUCACGAUGGCACAGCUCGAGUACAACCUUCCGAUCUUGAUCUUGGGAUCUUCGAAGUCACUGCCGAUGGCUCCGAAGGCUGGGGGUGCGGUGUCGUCGACACCGAACCAAGGCGCUUCGACCGUGAGUAUCGAGCAUGGAAAAAAUGUGCUUUGGUGCAAAUAGAAUGUUCUCGUCUUCCGAGUUGUACCUCCCGCCUCCUAACAAUCUCGUUUUCUGUCGAACAAGGAUCCCGUCGUGUCUAGUAGCAUCGGCGACGCCUCAAACACAAAACACACGAAAAUUCCAACCGUUGCCGAGAGUCCGGCAUCGUUGUACAGCGAAAAGCUGAUUCCCGACAACGUGGUCCCCGACAUCGUCGAGCUCCUCGUAACGCUGGGACUGAUUCAGCGAGAAGCAACCGCCGACAACAACGGCACGACCGUGCGGCAGCCCCGGUUCGCGGUUCAUUUCGGAAAGCCAAAACAAUUCCUCGUCACCCCCACCAACAUUUUGUCGGAAAUCGCCAAGGCGCAGGCAGAAAUCCAGGCCUCGCGGCAGCGCCAGGAGUUGCUGGAGGAGGCACUCGGCCUAUCCGAUCAACUGGCAGCCGAGAAAGUCAAGCAGAUCGUCCUGCAACACCCGCAGGUAGUCGACGACCCGGUGUACGUGACCGCCCUGCGAAACCUGCAGGUCGACGGGAUGCUCAUAGCGGGGGCGUCGGGAGCGGCGGCGGCCGGCGGCUCGUCCUCGUCGUCCUCCGCACCGAACAGGGGCGGAACGGGAGCGUCGAGCAAAAAAGCCGCCGCCGGCAAACGGCGGCAAUCCAGCGGGGCCGCCCCGGCGAAGCGCAAGCGGCAACGGGCCAGGAAGGAAGCACGCGCGGAAAGCAUCGAUGCUACCGGCGCACCCGUCCCCCCUCCCGGCGGCGCUGCUGGUGGUUCCAGCGGCACCAAAAACACAGCGGGAAGCCCGUCGGCUACAGAGGCGCUGCCGGCCGGGGCGGUUUCCAUCUCCGGCGGAACGUCUGCCUCGAAGCCUUCUUUUUCGGUUUCCGAUGACCGUUCAAAGAACAAACAAUAGUUUGGAAUGCUUCCAGCUAUUGCAACUGGUAUUGGCACUCUCAGCGUUCGAGGGAACUCAUUCUCUCUUUGAGUGGUGUGUGAAAAAGGCGUAGACAAUUACUAUGUCAUCGCGUAUCAAAAGAACUUCCGGUCUUUUUCAGUCCGGAGAGGUGAUAGAGCUAGACUGCUGUCUAUGGUAUCUAGAACCACUCUCAUUUCUAUGAGGCUACAGUGUGUCGUAAACUUAGAUAACAC
Messenger RNA from Pseudo-nitzschia multistriata, 5739 nucleotides. The record is from the annotation of a GenBank genome assembly. Lineage: Eukaryota; Bacillariophyta; Bacillariophyceae; Bacillariales; Bacillariaceae.